This is a messenger RNA of Sinocyclocheilus anshuiensis, 1168 nucleotides long. Its product is annotated as DNA-directed RNA polymerase I subunit RPA34-like. The transcript is spliced from 3 exons. Gene Ontology annotation, cellular component: RNA polymerase I complex. Gene Ontology annotation, biological process: transcription by RNA polymerase I. The record is from RefSeq and is a predicted model, not a curated record. NCBI's taxonomy places the organism in Eukaryota, Metazoa, Chordata, Actinopteri, Cypriniformes, Cyprinidae. The coding region runs from base 146 to 1012 and encodes 288 amino acids. Gene Ontology annotation, molecular function: RNA binding.
GAAGUGCUUCCGGAUCAAAGUUGAUUCCCUUACAUCCACAUGUGAUUCACAUGUUUACAUGGGCAUUUAUAUUCGGAGUAAAAUAUUGGUGACACUGACAUCGGAAUACAUUUAUUACAGACUGUUAUAGUAAAAGAGCGCCGAUAUGUCGGACAGUGAAGAUGAAGCUUGUGAACGGACUUCGGCAGCAAAGAAGAGCGUUUCAAAAUACCAAUGUCCGGGUGACUUUGUGCCCAUGUCGUAUGGUUCCUCUGUAAGCGCCUUAUGGGACGAAGAUGAAAAGAAUGAAUUAUGGCUCAUCAAAGCUCCAGCUCGUUUUGAUCCUAAAUGCUUUGAAAAGCUCAAAGUUCCCUUAUCAGGACUGGAAAUGGUCCAGUCUUGUGGCACACCUCAGAUCUACAGCGUCCUCAGUAGCAGGACAGCACCAUCAGACCUCCAUCUGCUCAUUUCCAAAGGGAAGCCUUUUCUCUGUUCCUCUGGCUUCAGUGGUGUCCUCAAGAUCUCAGAGAGCUACGGAAAUUGCAGUGAGAAUCAAGGUCCCGUUCCCAUCCCGGCCACUCCAGCUCCAUCCAUCCCAGCUGGUCUGAAGCAACGUUUCCAGCCUUUUGGUAGUUCCAUUGCAGCUCACAGGCAAGAUGAAGUCACCGUAGUCUCUCCAACUGCUCCCAAGAGAACCAGUCAGGAUCCGUUUGAGGGCGAGGAGCGGAAAAAGAAGAAAAAGAAAAAGAAAGACAAGAGGCAAGAGGACAGUGACACAGUUUUUAUCAAGGAAGAACAGACACAGAUUGACUGUGAUCAGUUAGAGUUAUCUGAGCUUAUGGAGGAAGAACCAAUGGAGGAAAGGAGGAGGAGGAAGAAGAAAAACGUGAAGAAAGAGAAGGAAAGACAUAGUGAAGACAUAAGUGAUGCAAGUUUAAUAUCCAAAACAGAGCCACUGGAUCCUUCUUAUGAUUACAUUGACACACCAGGGAAGACCAAAAAGAAGAAAAAGAAAAGUAGUCGACACGAGUAGACUGUCAUAAGAAAUGCUUUAUCAAUUUGUCAUGUUCACAAAUGCUUACUGUAAUAUUUAACUGUCAAAUAUAAUGGAGAAACUGUCUGUCAUAAAGUAAUUCAAGAGUUCUGUAAAGCAUUCAUAAUUACCUUAUGCAUUGAUUUAUUCUUCUGC